AUGUGGAAACGCCGAAAAUCGAGGAGAUCGAGUCCUACAGACGAUGUCGACGACUGUCACGACCGCAUUGAGAAAAUCGACGAAUUUGUGCGCGAGCUCGAGGCUGGUAACGUGCACACGGUGAGCGAUACCGCGGCCACGCUAGCCGAGAUAACCAAGGAGCGCCAGGGGGAGAAGAAACUGUUGAAGAUGCUGGACGGCGCGCGCGCGAGCCACGAGCAACAGGUCGAGCGUCUUCAAAACCAGUCCGCAGUAGUCAAUUCGUAG
This is a messenger RNA of Phytophthora nicotianae INRA-310, 267 nucleotides long. RefSeq lists its product as hypothetical. The transcript has 2 exons. NCBI's taxonomy places the organism in Eukaryota, Oomycota, Peronosporomycetes, Peronosporales, Peronosporaceae. The record is from RefSeq and is a predicted model, not a curated record. Bases 1 to 267 code for a protein of 88 amino acids.